Messenger RNA from Pectinophora gossypiella (pink bollworm), 2402 nucleotides. RefSeq names its product BTB/POZ domain-containing protein 6-B (gene lute). Lineage: Eukaryota; Metazoa; Arthropoda; Insecta; Lepidoptera; Gelechiidae. Gene Ontology annotation, biological process: neurogenesis. The transcript is spliced from 7 exons. Gene Ontology annotation, cellular component: cytosol. Gene Ontology annotation, molecular function: protein binding. The coding region runs from base 331 to 2100 and encodes 589 amino acids. The record is from RefSeq and is a predicted model, not a curated record.
CGCUUGCCCGGCGCAUACAGUCGUGCGCAUACAGAGCGCGCAUAUCCACCGCGCACGCACGAAUUUCAUGUAAACAAUAGUAGUAAAAUAUUUGUGUUCGCAUCAAUGUUAUGAUGUCGUAAUCGCAAUCUGUGCGAAUGUUUUUUAUAAAAAUAUUAAACAUGAAUUUAUAAAAAAAAGAAUGACAUAAAUUACUUUAGCAGUGCUAAUCGUAGAAUCAGCGUCGUGAAGUGCAGGCACUUUUAGUUUAAAGUAUUCAACUUAUAUAACGUUAAGUGUGAAGUGUUGGUGUAAGCUGGUGGAUAUGCCUUAGUGCCCUCAAGGGAUGAGAUGAAGGGCAAGCCCUCAGCCCCUCCAAAACUGCCCUUGAUAUUGGGGAAACUCCUCCUUCGUUGGAUCUUCAACAAAUCAGACAUCAUCUUCUUUGUUUACCGUUUCAUUUGGUAUGCCCACGUGCAGUCCUCGAUGAACGGCAGCAGUGUGGAUUUCUUCGAAAGUCUUAUCGAGGAAGACGGUCGUUUCGCGGAACAGAACUGGCAAGAGUCAACGCUGCGUACUCCAGCUCAAAGGCCGCGAAGACAGUCGCUAAGGCCAGCGGAAAACAUCAACAAUGGCGGUGGGCUGUCUCUAUCUCCGCCUCAUACAAUCUCUCAGCGAGAAACGGGCACUCAGGUGUCCCAGUGCUACAGUGGGCCUCCGUCCCCCAGUGGAUCGUCGGCAUCAGCGCCGUCGCCCACAGCGUCGCCGGCGCCCCCGGGCUCCGCCACCAUAGACCCCAACUGGCAGGCCACCAAGCCCACAAUCCGUGAGAGGAAUGCAGCUAUGUUCAAUAACCAACUAAUGGCAGAUAUCACAUUUAUUGUUGGUGGACCUGGGCACACACAAGUGAUACCGGCGCACAAGUAUGUGCUAGCUACAGGCAGCUCGGUAUUUUAUGCCAUGUUUUAUGGGGGUCUGGCGGAGUGCAAGCAGGAAAUAGAGGUCCCUGAUGUUGAGCCUUCGGCAUUCCUUACAUUGUUGAAAUAUUUAUACUGUGAUGAAAUCCAGCUGGAAGCAGACACUGUAUUAUCAACACUUUAUGUUGCUAAGAAAUACAUUGUCCCACAUCUAGCAAGAGCUUGUGUCAAUUAUUUGGAAACUAGUCUUACUGCCAAGAAUGCAUGCCUGCUCCUCAGCCAGUCACGUUUAUUUGAGGAGCCAGAACUGAUGCAAAGGUGCUGGGAGGUUAUAGAUGCCCAGGCUGAGAUGGCUCUUACUUCAGAGGGGUUUAUUGAUAUUGAUGUGUCAACUCUGGAGUCAGUGCUUGCAAGAGAGACACUCAAUUGCAAAGAGAUCAAUCUCUUUGAAGCUGCUCUGGCAUGGGCCCAUGCAGAGUGCGUGCGAAGAGAGAUAGAGCCUACACCAAGCAAUAAAAGAGCUAUGCUCGGAAGUGCCAUAUACCUGAUCAGAUUCCCAACAAUGUCACUUGAGGAGUUUGCAAACAGUGCAGCACAACUUGGCAUCUUAACCCCACAAGAAACUAUUGACAUAUUUCUACACUUCACUGCUGCAACCAAACCACAACUAUCUUACCCCAUAAAAGCUAGGGCUGGACUGAAAGCUCAGAUAUGUCACAGAUUCCAGUCUUGUGCCUACAGAAGCAAUCAGUGGAGGUAUCGCGGGAGAUGCGAUUCUAUUCAAUUUUGCGUCGAUAAGAGAAUUUUCGUAGUUGGAUUUGGACUAUAUGGAUCUUCAAAUGGUGCAGCAGACUACAAUGUUAAAAUUGAGCUGAAGAGAUUGGGAAGAGUGCUAGCAGAGAACAAUACAAAGUUCUUCUCUGAUGGAUCAAGCAACACUUUCCAUGUAUAUUUUGAAAACCCAAUACAAAUUGAACCAGAAUGCUUUUACACUGCUUCUGCCAUAUUGGAUGGAAGUGAACUAAGUUAUUUUGGACAAGAAGGUUUAAGUGAGGUGUAUAUGGGCACAGUGACUUUUCAGUUCCACUGUUCCUCAGAAAGCACAAAUGGAACUGGAGUGCAAGGAGGUCAGAUACCAGAACUUAUAUAUUACGGUCCCACAGUGUCCACUGCCAUCACCAACACCAAUCAAAAUGAGGACUGACAAUUGAUAAGGUCCCGACCACUCAAUUAUUACUCAGUAUGAAAUUUGCAAGUUAAUUGGAAGUCUCAAUAUUAUGGAAGAGAUAAAUAUGUUAAUUCGCCUAAAAUAUUUAAAAACUUAACCAUUCCCAAAAGUUAAAAUUAUUUUGUUGUAAAUUUGAAGUUCUUGUGUAUAUUGUUGAACUUUAUAGAAAUAAGUAACUUAAGAAUGUGAUAUGGAUGUUGUAAAGCUCUCUAGAAGUUGGUAGAUGAUAGGCCAUAGAUCCAUAACACAAGUUCAUUGCAAUAAACAUGAAUACUGAA